Messenger RNA from Penicillium oxalicum, 1086 nucleotides. RefSeq names its product homoisocitrate dehydrogenase lysB (gene lysB). Gene Ontology annotation, biological process: tricarboxylic acid cycle; isocitrate metabolic process. The record is from RefSeq and is a predicted model, not a curated record. The coding region runs from base 1 to 1086 and encodes 361 amino acids. The transcript has 4 exons. Lineage: Eukaryota; Fungi; Ascomycota; Eurotiomycetes; Eurotiales; Aspergillaceae. Gene Ontology annotation, molecular function: NAD binding; magnesium ion binding; isocitrate dehydrogenase (NAD+) activity. Gene Ontology annotation, cellular component: mitochondrion.
AUGGCUGCUGCUGCUCGGACACUUCGAAUUGGUCUCAUCCCCGGAGAUGGCAUCGGGCGGGAGGUGAUCCCGGCUGGUCGCCGUAUUUUGGAAGCCCUACCUUCCUCUCUCAACCUCAACUUCAGCUUUGUCAACCUCGACGCUGGCUUUGAGACCUUCCAGAAGACGGGCUCCGCCUUGCCCGACAAGACCGUGGACACACUCAAGAAGGAGUGUGAUGGUGCUCUCUUCGGAGCUGUGAGCUCCCCGAGUACCAAGGUCGCUGGCUACUCUUCCCCCAUCGUCGCUCUUCGCAAGAAGCUUGACCUGUAUGCCAACGUCAGACCGGUCAAGACCACCGCCGGCAGCAGCAACGGCAAGCCGAUUGACUUGGUUAUCGUGCGUGAGAACACCGAAGAUCUGUACGUCAAGGAGGAGCGCACCGAAGAGGGUCCCAACGGCAAGGUCGCCGAAGCCAUUAAGCGUAUCUCUGAGCGUGCCUCUCACCGCAUUUCCACCAUCGCCGGUGAGAUUGCCCUCCGUCGCCAGGGAAUCCGAGAAGCGGCCCCCGGAACUUCUUCUCACACACAGCCCAUGGUGACCAUCACGCACAAGUCCAAUGUGCUGUCCCAGACCGACGGCCUCUUCCGCGAGACUGCGCGCCAGGCCCUUGCCGCUGAGAAGUUCUCCUCCAUCCACGUGGAGGAGCAGAUUGUCGAUUCCAUGGUCUACAAGCUCUUCCGUCAGCCCGAGUACUACGAUGUCAUUGUGGCUCCCAACUUGUAUGGUGAUAUUCUGUCCGACGGUGCCGCCGCUCUGGUUGGCAGCUUAGGUUUGGUCCCCAGUGCCAAUGUCGGUGACGGUUUCGCUAUCGGUGAGCCCUGCCACGGCUCCGCCCCGGACAUUGAGGGCAAGGGCAUCGCCAACCCCAUCGCUACUUUGCGCUCCGUUGCUCUGAUGCUUGAAUUCUUGAACGAGCCCGAUGCGGCUGCCAAAAUUUACACCGCCGUCGACGCCAACCUGGAUGAGGCCAAGUUCCUGUCCCCCGAUAUGGGCGGCAAGGCGACCACUCAGGAGGUUCUCGAUGACGUCCUCAAGAGACUGUAA